This is a messenger RNA of Candoia aspera, 3283 nucleotides long. It is a transcript of the gene CFL2, whose product is annotated as cofilin 2. The transcript is spliced from 4 exons. The record is from RefSeq and is a predicted model, not a curated record. The coding region runs from base 259 to 759 and encodes 166 amino acids. Gene Ontology annotation, cellular component: actin cytoskeleton; cytoplasm; actin cortical patch. Lineage: Eukaryota; Metazoa; Chordata; Lepidosauria; Squamata; Candoiidae. Gene Ontology annotation, molecular function: actin filament binding. Gene Ontology annotation, biological process: actin filament severing; actin filament fragmentation.
UCGAAAAAGGAGGGGAGACUUCGUACUCCCCCUCCCCACUUUGGCUUCUCCGCAGGGCUGGGCAGGGCCUGGAGCACGUGGUGAGGGAAGGCGAAGCCCAUGUGACCGGCCUCCCUCUCCCCCCGAGCCCCCAGCCGAUCGCCUCUCUUCUGCCCGCCUGCCUUCUCCGCGGUGGGCUCGUAGCGUCAGUCCGACUCCGCUCCCUCGGCAGAAGCGGCCGCCGCCACCACCCCCGCGCCGCUACCCAGCCUGAGCAUCAUGGCUUCUGGAGUAACAGUGAAUGAUGAAGUUAUCAAGGUUUUCAAUGACAUGAAAGUACGGAAAUCUUCAACAGCAGAAGAGAUUAAGAAAAGAAAGAAAGCAGUUCUUUUCUGUUUAAGCGCUGACAAAAGGCAAAUAAUUGUAGAAGAAGCAAAGCAGAUAUUAGUUGGUGACAUUGGUGUCACAGUCGAGGACCCUUAUAUAGCCUUUGUGAAGCUGUUACCACUGAAUGAUUGCAGAUAUGCUUUGUAUGAUGCAACAUAUGAAACAAAGGAAUCUAAAAAGGAAGAUCUGGUAUUUAUAUUCUGGGCCCCAGAAUGUGCCCCUUUAAAAAGCAAGAUGAUCUACGCAAGCUCUAAAGAUGCCAUUAAAAAGAAAUUUACAGGUAUUAAACACGAGUGGCAGGUAAAUGGUUAUGAAGAUAUUAAAGAUCGUUCAACACUGGGAGAGAAACUAGGAGGCAAUGUGGUAGUUUCACUUGAAGGAAAACCCUUAUAAAAGGACAGGCAUGUGCCAUCUGGAGCUUCCAUUUCUGCAGCUCAUUCAGUUGGAAUAAUACUAAUUCCUUUUUUUGCCCCAUCUUCCCAGAUCUCAAAUACCCAAAGGGGAUAUCAUUAACAGUCUACAAAUGACCAUCACUGGACUGUUUUUAAACCUGGUAGUUUUAUGUAGAAUCCAUGGAAUGCCUUCCAUAUAUUCUUAGCCCAAACUGUAGGCAUUCCUUGCAAAUGUGUACAAUGAAUGUGAUAGUUGAUGUGGAUAGUCUAGCCAAGCAAAGAAAAAAGGUUUAAGUUAAUUCAUUGCCUUUAAACUAUUGUCCAAUGAUCAAAUGAGACUCUAUUCAGUUUUACUUUACAGUUGCACUUGAUUGCAAUUUCAUGAGGCUCUUGUGCAUUCAUACACCUCACAUGCCUUUAUAAGCCUAUUUUUUGUGACAUGGCAGCACAUAACAGUAUGCAUUUUAAGCACUUUUUUGUAAUAUGUUUGAUUUCUUCUUCCAUCCCCCUGGAAUGCCAAUUAAGUUAUGGAAUUGUGUCAUCAGUCUGUUGUACUUUGGUCUUCAUUUCUGUUAAAUUAAGUAACUGUAAUUAUGCCUUUUUGUUUUUCCAUGAAAUGUAUGCUACUGAACAGGAGUAGGAAUUGUUUACCAUGCAGGUCUUGCAACCUAAAUAUAUUUUGUAAAGCAUCAUUCAUAAUGGCAAUUUCUGUAUAAAGGAACUGUAAAUGAAACUCUGAUUUUGAAAUCAAAUAUAUAGGCCACACUGCAAUAAAACUGUGGCUUAUUACAGAAUGCCCCCUUGUUUUUAUGGGAAAAUAGACAAAUAUGUUUAACCAUUUUGUACCACUUCCCAUCCCUUCGGUAUAUAUUCAACUUCCAAUUAUUAGUCUAUUAUGUUAUGAUUUUGCUCUUACAAUGAUUUGAAUAAGCAAUCUUCCUCCCCAAACUUCGGGUUACCUUAAUAUAUUUUCAUUAUUAGGGAACAAUUAGGCCAGCAACUUACCCUGUUUCAGAAACUUAUAACAAAAAUUAUUAACUAACAUAGAGCAUUACUUCAGAAUACUUUUCCCAGUUCUAUGUUGGUUUAGUAUUUCAUGUUCUACUUUUUGUCUAGUCAUGGGGCAGCUGUUUUCCAGUUAACUUUUGUACGAAUAGGACUGGAAAGCUUUUGCUGCUACUGAGUCUUGCAUCAGGAACAUAAUUUGGCUAAAAGCCAGACACUACACUCCAUAUAGAGAAUUUGAUCUGCUCUGUAUGAGCAGUCCUCCGUUAGCCAAAGCUAUUUAUGGCAAACACAUGCUUUUGUAUCUUGUCAUCGGUUCUCCACAAAUGGCAAAACUGGACAUGAUUCUACUGGUAUGCAUGAAGGAACUUUGUUAGGCAGCCAGUCGCUGUUGAAGUGUGCAUACCACUAGAAGGAAUGUAUUCAUCAAAGGACAGAAAUUUAAAACGGUUGCAGUUUCUUAACAGAAGAUGGCAGAGAAUACAAAUAAAUUUUAAUCAGAUUUAAAAUUGCUUUAACUCAUUUUGAGGGAAGAAAUAAAAUAAGUUGAUGACAAAUAUUACUCAGUUCUACAGGUUGUUACUGUGGAACUCCCGACUAUUUCAAGCUUUCAGCUGUCUCCGGUUUAUUGCAAGUGAAAUGUAUAUCUUUUAGAGUACUGGCUGAACUUCAUGGUAGCAUUUAAGCUAUGCACAGUAUUGCUAGAUGGUAACGGUUUUGCAGCAAAAAAAAUCUUUAAAUUAUUUAUAGGAGAUUUUAAAAUAAUUAAGUUUAUGCCAUGUUUCUUGGAUAUAUUACAAUGUGCACUUAAAAAGGUCUGACUGGUAUAAAAACCUACUUUUGUUCAGUUCUUACCUAGGUCUGCAUCACUUCUCUUCUGAAAUUAUAAUGUGCUGAUAGUGUUUUACUAGAGAAAUUUCAAAUGCUUUAAAAUGAGUGUUAAAAUUUUUAAAAUCUAUCUAGAUUGCAACGUUUAUCCCAUCUCCAGCAUAAAACACGGUUUUUAGUUCAUGAAAUCCUCUACAAAUAAUAUACUGCUGUUUGCAUAUUAUGUUGAGCAGAUCUCUGAGACUUCAGAACUGAAUACUGAAGAGAACAUAAACAUUUGACUCAAAUUAUGUAUUCAGUUAAACGUUCACACAAAUUUAUGUAAAAUCAUAACUGAUUUAUGUUCAUCAAGUAUGAAACCCUCCAUAAUAUGUUUAGUUCAAAUUUUGUUUACAACUGAAAAACAGUACUGAGAUUGAUUUCAGUGCUAUAACUAGCUUUUUGAAAUGCUGCUACAAAUCUGUUGCUUGGACAAUAAUACAAAUGAAAGACAGCUGGCAUGUGUUCCACAUGGUUCAUCAGCUGUUGUUUUCUGUCAUGCAAAAAGAUGAAGGCUUCAUUGUGACUUAAAGGUUGAAGAAAACUUCACAAUCUGAGCAUCUUGCAUGCUUCCCAUCACUGAUGGGCAUUGGGAAUUUGCUUCAGUUAUUUUAUGGAUAAAGAAAUGUUAAAUAAAAGUUUUCAUGACUGUA